Messenger RNA from Betta splendens (Siamese fighting fish), 3328 nucleotides. It is a transcript of the gene tomm70, whose product is annotated as translocase of outer mitochondrial membrane 70 homolog A (S. cerevisiae). The coding region runs from base 127 to 1854 and encodes 575 amino acids. Gene Ontology annotation, molecular function: protein binding. The transcript is spliced from 12 exons. Lineage: Eukaryota; Metazoa; Chordata; Actinopteri; Anabantiformes; Osphronemidae. The record is from RefSeq and is a predicted model, not a curated record.
UAAUCAGCGUCCCAUAAUUCCUCGGUGUGCUCGUUUGACCUCGCGGCGCACGGGAAGAAGAAGAAGGGGCUCACGCUCACGCUGUCUGCUGGUGCUGACAGGCUAACCAUUGCUCAGUUGAAGAUCAUGGCUGCUUCAAAGCCAGUGGAACCGCAGUCCGGGACUGGACUACCCCGAUGGCAGCUGGCACUGCUAAUCGGCACCCCCAUAGUGCUGGGAGCGGGGGCGGUUUACCUGUGGAACCGAAGAAGGACCAAGGAAGGGAAGGGGACCGGGGAGCGGAAAACACCUGAAGGCAGCGCCAGCCCCGUGCAGGGCCAGGACGGCGGAGCUCGGGACCGCGAGAACAUGAGCCCUUUGGAUCGAGCCCAGUCGGCAAAGAACAAGGGCAACAAGUACUUCAAGGCUGGCAAGUACGAGAACGCCAUCCAGUGCUACACAGAGGCCAUUGCUCUCUGCCCCACAGAGCAGAAAGCUGAUUUGUCAACGUUCUACCAGAACAGAGCAGCAGCCUACGAACAGCAGAAUAAAUGGACAGAAGUGGUCCAGGAUUGCUCCAAGGCUGUGGAGCUGAAUCCACGUUAUAUCAAGGCUCUGUACAGGAGGGCAAAAGCUCUGGAAAAACUCGACAACAAGAAGGAGUGCUUAGAGGAUGUUACAGCAGUGUGUAUUCUUGAGGCCUUCCAGAACCAAAAUAGCAUGCUGCUAGCAGACAAGGUGCUGAAACAGCUGGGAAAAGAGAAGGCCAAGGAGAAGUACAAGAACCGGGAGCCAAUGAUGCCUUCUCCUCAGUUCAUCAAGUCCUACUUUAGCUCAUUCACUGACGACAUCAUCUCCCAGCCCCUGCAGAAAGGGGAGAAGAAAGACGAAGACAAGGACAAGGAGGGCGAGGCAGCAGAGGUCACUGAGAGUUCUGGCUACCUAAAGGCAAAGCAGUACAUGGAAGAGGAGAACUAUGACAAAAUCAUUAGUGAAUGCACCAAGGAGAUUGAGUCUGGUGGUCGAUACACUGCCGAGGCUCUGCUGCUGCGGGCGACUUUCUACCUGCUAAUUGGCAACGCUACCGCUGCCCAACCUGACCUGGACCGGGUCAUCAACAUGCACGACGCCAAUGUAAAGCUACGAGCCAAUGCUUUGAUCAAGCGUGGCAGCAUGUACAUGCAGCAGCAGCAGCCCCUGCUCUCCACACAAGACUUUAACAUGGCAGCCGAAAUUGAUACACGCAACCCUGACGUAUAUCAUCACAGGGGUCAGCUAAAGAUCCUGUUGGACCAGGUGGAUGAGGCAGUGGGAGACUUUGACGAGUGCAUCCUUCUCAGGCCUGACUCUGCUCUAGCCCAGGCACAGAAAUGCUUUGCUCUGUACAGACAAGCAUAUACUGGAAACAACCCAGCACAAGUGCAGACGGCCAUGGAUGGAUUUGAGGAUGUUAUCAGAAGAUUCCCAAAAUGCGCUGAAGGCUACGCUCUUUACGCUCAGGCUUUGACUGAUCAACAGCAGUUUGGAAAAGCAGAUGAAAUGUAUGACAAGUGUAUUGAACUGGAACCAGACAAUGCUACCACAUAUGUCCACAAGGGUUUACUACAGCUUCAGUGGAAACAAGACCUGGACUUGGGUCUGGAGCUUAUCAGUAAGGCGAUUGAGAUUGACAACAAAUGUGACUUUGCCUAUGAAACCAUGGGAACCAUUGAAGUUCAAAGGGGCAAUCUGGACAAGGCAAUAGAGAUGUUCAACAAGGCAAUUAACCUAGCAAAGUCAGAGAUGGAGAUGGCCCAUUUGUACUCAUUAUGUGAUGCAGCAUACGCCCAAACGGAGGUGGCCAGAAAGUAUGGGCUGAAGCCUCCGACACUGUAACUCUGCCAUCUGAUCGCCAAGCUCAGUCUUCAUUGCUGAAUCUAGCUGUGUUUAAAAGUACGACUGUCUGAUUUACAUUAAUUUGUAAAAAAUGUCCUGGAUUAUAGUGGAGAACCCUGAAUGUAUAUAAAGAUAUACUGUGUUUACAUCACACUAAUGGGGUUUGUUAUGGAAACAAAGAAUUUCUAUUCACAAUCACAUGGAGGCUGCUCUGGGCCUCUAUGAUAAUUAAUCGGCUGCCUGGUUGAGGGUGGGCCUUAACCAACACAGCCCUUUGCUGAUACCUAAUUCAGAGUAUAAUUAUAAACCUUGUAUUGUUCCGAAUAAAGAGAAAGAUUUUGAGGGAAACAUACAUGAAGUGUCAUGUAUACCUUUCUAAACUAGUGAGUAUGUAAAACGUAGGAAAAUUAUGUGUUCAGUCUGUGGAACCAAUUACUGACUCAAAGGUUUUUGUGACACUUUUAAAUUGACAAAACAUACUGUGACAGCUUUGUAUAGUUCUAAUGGACUGUUCACCUUCUAAUUUAUGCUGUUCUAAAGUGUUUUUGUCCAGCUACUUCCAUAUUGUAACACACCUGACCAAUUCUGAAUGCAAGAUUAAAGUUAUAGUCAAAUGUGUAAUGUUUGUGUUUGUAAUGCUGAAAUUAUUCUCAUGAAUACAGAGAGGAUGGUUCAGUUUUUGUUUUUUUAUGAUGGGAUUGCCUGUUUUUUUUAAUAUAUACUUUGUGCAGCAUGUUUACUUUAUAAAUAAACAGAUACAUGCAUUGCUCGUGCUGUCUUGAACACUAGGAAGUCCCAUAAUAUAAGAUGCUUUGGCAUGGAGAACUUAACCAACUACUGUAUGUCUCUAGGGUUUUGAGCUGCCUUUAGCAUCUCAAUGGAUGGGAUAUUCAGUGAUAUAGUUUUUCCUAGUUUACUUUAAAACACUUUUUUUUUAAUUGUAUAAUGUUCAUUUUCUUGUUGCUUUUGAAUUCAUUUUUUGACAGAGCAAACUUUAAGAUGGUGGUUUUAUUUCAAUUAGAGAUUAUAUUCUAACAACUCAAGCCUUAUUUUUUCCAGCCUAUGUGCAGCCCUGGGAAGCUCUUGGUACAGUGUAUGAUUUGGACUGAAGUAGCAUUUGUACACAGUGAAGCAAAUAAAAUUGGCCUCUAUGGCUAAAUGUGUGUUAAUGUCGAAUAAUUCAAGCUCUAAAGUGUUAUUUAUGACAUUUGUUCAUGUAGCAGAAUAUUUCACUGAACAAAAGGUAACACCAAAGAACCAACUGAUGCACUUUGAGUUGUGGCUGGUGAGGACUAGUCAUAAAUUUAUCCUGCUUAUAGGGAAAAAGAUUUAGCCUUGGAAAUUGUUUUGCAGGUAAUCAGUAAAUUAUGGCUUUUUGGUGGAAGUUAAACUGCAGUUAUUCAUUCAAUUAUGUAAGAUGCCCAAAGUGAAGGACACAUUUGAUCUUAAUAAAGUAAUUACUCUUGAAAUUAAA